Pocillopora meandrina is the source of this 1527-nucleotide messenger RNA. The record is from the annotation of a GenBank genome assembly. Lineage: Eukaryota; Metazoa; Cnidaria; Anthozoa; Scleractinia; Pocilloporidae.
AUGUCGAGGUUUUUCAGAAAGAAGACCAACCCAUAUAAUUUGAGAAGUAAAGGAAAAUUACGUGGGAAAAACACACCACCUACGAGAGUGGACGCCUGUGUUGAGACCGAUUUGCCAUUCGACGAAAGUGACAUAGCCCCGGAAGUAAGACAGGGACCGACCGCCGAAAAAGACACUGAUUCUGAGCCAUUAGAAAACCAUCAAAGAGACUCUGACAAGUUUAACAAGACCAACUUGGAACUUGUAGAUAUCAGCGAAGUUUCUACUAGCGAAGACAGUUCUGACAGUUUGGAGCCACCUUGCCCUGGUAAUACCCAGGAUACUGAGGAAAUAAACACGUUAACAGAAGAAAUAGACAUUUUCCAGGAAGAGGAAAAUUUUACAGAUACCGCCCUUGCGACAGGUGGACAACAGGUACCAGAGAGUACAUUACACCUCGUUGAUCAUACGUCAUUCACGCCACCUGGUACAACUUUCGUAGUGAAUAACAGUACAUCUUCUGGUGGACAACAGUUGCCAAUUAUUACUUCACCUGGCGACAUUUACGAACAUUUCCAGCGUGGUAGUUACGAGGGAGGAUCACUCUGUGACGACUCUCCCAACGCUGAUUCGAGUCCCUUACUCGUAAACCUUACUGACGCUGAUACCAGUUCGAUUACCUCUAGCAGCGCUGAUAGCUCAAUUUCAACUACCAUGGAGGGAGAAUACAUCCGUGCCCUUCAGGAACUCACUCAGAAAUUAUUGAAUAAGGAUGUUCACAUUAAUAAAUAUCACGGAUAUGAAAACGAGGACAUAAACCGCUGGUUUGAGAAACUAGAGUUGGUUUUGGAGUCUAAGGGAAUUCCACUGGAUGUUCCAGCCGCUAGAACACAGCUCAUUAAUAACCUCGCUGGGCCAGCAGAAACAUUCAUGUUUGAAUUACCGCCUGAGGAGCGAGGAAGCUUUAUGCUUUUAAAACAGGCCCUGGUGAAACGUUAUUCGACUAAGGACCGUGCUUGGGUUAAGCGACGGAGGCUAGUUGCUCGCCGUCAAGGCCCCCACGAAUUAUUGUCAGACUAUAUCAAUGACAUGCACGAACUAUUUAGCGGGUUAAACAUGGCCGAGGUAGACAAAGUCACGUAUUUCACUGAGGGUCUAACCCAACCAUUAAAAAUUAAAGUGCUCGAGCGAAUGCCAGAAACACUUUUACAAGCAGAGGAAGUGGCUAGGACCGUUAAUUCAAUAUCUCAACGUGAGAAUACCACUAAAGAGGGUGACCAGAUCGAGCGAUUGAUCGAGGCGCUCAACCGUAGCCAGCAGGUACCAUCUCAAGUACCAUCUAAUAGUGCCCGUAAUACCCUUCAGCCUCAACUUAUUCAAGCUCAUCUUGAGAAAUUGACUCAAGGACUAGACGGCCUGACACCUAUAACCACACACAAGGUUGCUGCGUGUUCAGAGCCCCGAGGAAACUAUGAACGAAAACUGGACGAGCUUACGAACCUUAUGCAGCGUAUGGAGGGUCAGUUACAAGACCAAAUUAAAAACCUA